This is a messenger RNA of Sphaerodactylus townsendi, 2350 nucleotides long. It is a transcript of the gene PCBP3, whose product is annotated as poly(rC) binding protein 3. Gene Ontology annotation, molecular function: mRNA binding. The coding region runs from base 250 to 1359 and encodes 369 amino acids. Gene Ontology annotation, cellular component: nucleus; cytoplasm. Gene Ontology annotation, biological process: regulation of RNA metabolic process; regulation of gene expression. The transcript is spliced from 14 exons. Lineage: Eukaryota; Metazoa; Chordata; Lepidosauria; Squamata; Sphaerodactylidae. The record is from RefSeq and is a predicted model, not a curated record.
UUCAUCUCCCAUCACAUGAUGCCCAUCCAGAGGCCAAUAGGGUUUUAGUCCUCUCUGCAUUUGAACAAGGUACCCAUGUAAUUUUAUCCAUUUGUAUUUUUAUCUUUUCUCAUCGUGGAAAGAGGGACCAUCUGUUUGAAACCCACAAUCAAACUCAAUCAUUUCCAAAGCUGCUUUUUGGAGGUGAGAGAAACAUUGUCUUCCCUUGGAUCUCCCAAGACUCUGAUUGUCACCAUACCUCAGUAGAAGAUGGAAUCCAAAGUCUCUGAGGGUGGUCUAAAUGUGACCCUCACAAUUCGACUGCUGAUGCACGGCAAGGAAGUCGGAAGCAUCAUCGGCAAGAAGGGAGAAACGGUGAAAAAGAUGCGUGAAGAGAGUGGCGCACGAAUCAAUAUCUCAGAAGGAAAUUGUCCAGAGAGGAUCGUGACCAUUACUGGCCCCACAGAUGCCAUCUUCAAAGCUUUUGCCAUGAUCGCUUACAAAUUCGAAGAGGAUAUAAUCAACUCCAUGAGCAACAGCACAGCUACAAGUAAGCCACCGGUAACACUGAGGUUGGUCGUGCCUGCUAGCCAGUGUGGGUCACUGAUUGGCAAAGGAGGCUCCAAGAUUAAGGAAAUCAGGGAGUCAACAGGUGCGCAGGUUCAAGUGGCGGGGGACAUGCUGCCCAACUCCACAGAGAGGGCAGUGACCAUCUCAGGAACCCCUGAUGCUAUUAUCCAGUGUGUCAAACAGAUCUGUGUGGUGAUGCUGGAGGUACAGUCUGUAACAAUAGGGUCCCCACCGAAAGGUGCCACCAUCCCCUAUCGCCCAAAGCCCGCCUCCACCCCUGUCAUUUUUGCAGGUGGUCAGGUAAGAGCCGACCCGCUUGCGGCCUCCACUGCCAACCUCAGCCUUUUACUGCAGCACCAGCCGCUGCCCGCCUAUACAAUUCAGGGACAGUAUGCUAUUCCACACCCAGAUCAGUUGACCAAGCUCCACCAGUUGGCUAUGCAGCAAACCCCCUUUACUCCCCUUGGACAGACCACCCCUGCUUUCCCUGGAGAAAAGCUGCCCUUACAUUCCUCCGAAGAAGCUCAAAAUCUGAUGGGCCAAUCAGCAGGUCUGGAUGCCAGUCCCCCGGCCAGUACUCAUGAACUCACCAUUCCCAAUGAUCUAAUAGGUUGCAUAAUCGGACGCCAAGGGACCAAAAUCAAUGAAAUUAGACAGAUGUCUGGAGCACAGAUCAAAAUUGCCAAUGCCACAGAAGGUUCAUCGGAACGCCAAAUUACCAUCACAGGAACCCCAGCAAACAUCAGCCUUGCCCAGUACCUCAUCAAUGCCAGGCUGACGUCUGAGGUCACUGGAAUGGGUGCACUCUAAAUUUCUACUCUUCUUAUUUCACUGUGCACCACCUGACCCUAUCCAACCAAUGACACUUCACCCAGCAUCUACAACCUCUAUACUUCCUUGAUCCACACCCUUCUAUCUCUUUGGAUACUUCUCUUUGGUAACAAAUAUAUGUGAAUGUGUAUAUAUGUGCAUAUAGGUCUAUGUCUAUGCACGUGUACUGCAUAUUCACAUACUGAGUUUCUCUGCAAAUUGCAUUCUGUGCUCCUAGUUCUGUUCCUGAAUUUUUAAUUUAUGCUGCAGAUCAGUCUAUGUUUCAGAUGUACAGUGCUAAUUAUUUUCCAUAGGCAUUGCCAGGGAUCCUCUUGGCAAGAUUUCAGAAGAAGGUUGAUUGUUCUUUCUCUUGCAGUCGCUUUUUUCUUUCUCUCUCUCUCUCUUUCUCAUCUCUAUUUAGCGCUAUUUAGCUAAGAUGACUAUCUUAGCAUUUUCCUUUUUAAUUUGCUUACGGCUCCUGUAGUAGGGGAGAUCUGGCCUCAUCUAGAGCAGUGGCAGCUUGGAAAUAGCCAUCUCACCUGUUCUUCCCCAUAUUCCUGCCCCCUUCGAGCCCUCCUUGCCCUUGGCGACUUUGAAACAUUUGACAUUACGUCCUAAGAAUGUGGCCUGUUGGAAGCGGAACAUGCUGGAGCCAGUGAAUAUAAACAGGUGGUCUCCACUGGUGAAUACAAAUAGGGGGUCCCCACAGGUUCCGGCAUGGUUUCUGUUGCUUCCAGUGUGGCAGAGCCAAAGUGAGCCAACAUUGGUAACAAGCAGAGAACGGGGAUGGGGUGGGUGUUAUUUCUUUAAAUACUGACGUAAAAUAAGUGGGAAUUGAGGUUCUGGUAGUGUGGCAGGGACAGCUGAAAACAUUUUUAAAGCAACAGCCCACAAACUUUGGAUUUAGCUCAGGACGCUUCAGUCUCACAGAGCCGGCUGUGUUUGCCAUUGUUUGUAUUCAAUAAAUGUCUGUGCAGCUCUGCUAGUAACA